AUGCCUCGAGGUCAGAAGAGUAAGGUCCGAGCUCGUGAGAAACGCCACCGGCUUCGUCAGGCUGGAGAAGCAUCAGCACCCAACCCUCCAGUGGAUGCUCAGGCCACUGGAGGAGCAGAAGGAGGGGCACCUUCUCCUGCCGCUGCUGGUCCCAGGAUUACACCCCAGAGCUCAGCUGCUUCUGGGAGUACCAGAAAUCCCCAGGGGCCUGAGAGAGCCACCACUGCUGCUGCAGCUGCUUCACAAAGUGGCAACAACCCGAGAGAGGGAAGGCCAAGAUCCUCGCAGAAUCCAUCUGCCACUGAGUCCAGGUCAAGAAACGCCGUGAGUGAGAGGGUGGUUGUGUUGGUGCAUUACCUGCUGUAUAAGUAUCAUUUGAAAGAGCCCAUUACGAAGCAAGAAAUGCUGAGAAAUAUAAUCCAGCCGCACAAGAGCUUCUACCAUGAGAUCGUGAAUAAGGCUGCAGAGCACCUGGAGCUGGUCUUUGGCCUUGACCUGAAGGAAUUGGAUCCCAACAAGCACAUCUACGUCCUCAUCAACAAGCUGGAACCAGGCUGCGAUGCAAGGGUGAGUGACGACAGACGUAUACCUCUGACCGGCCUGCUGAUGACUGUCCUGGGUGUGAUCUUCACAAAGGGCAAUUGUGCCACUGAAACGCAAGUCUGGAAAACAUUGAAUGUAAUGGGGUUAUAUGCGGGGAGGAAGCAUUUUAUUUUUGGAGAGCCCAGGAAAAUCCUCACCAGGGAUUUGGUGAGGGAAAAUUACCUGGAGUACCGGCAGGUGCCCAACACUAUUCCUCCACGCUAUGUGUUCCUGUGGGGUCCGCGAGCCUAUGCUGAAACCAGCAAGAUGAAAGUCCUUGAGUUUUUAGCCAAGGUCCAUAGGGCUUCCCCUAGUGAUUUCCCAGCCUGGUAUGAAGAGGCUAUGAAAGAGCAGGAAGAGAGAGCACGAGCCAGAAGCGCAGCCAGGGCUCGAAUUGCAGCCAUGGCCCUUGCGCGUUCCGGGGCCAUAUCCAUUAGGUGCCCGCUUUGCCUGUUUUCCUGCCCACACUGCUUAACCAGAAUUAUCAUGCCGCGGGGGCACAAGAGUAAGGUCCGUGCCCGUGAGAAACGCCGCCAGACUCGGGGCGAUGCUCAGGGGGCUCAGGCCACCGCUGCUGAGGAAGAAAGGCCUUGCACUUCCUCCUCUCUUCUUUGUGAUAGCAAUGCCCAGGGUUCCUCUGCUGCUGGGUCACGUAGAAAAUCCAAGAGACCAGGCAGAGCCCCAUCCACCGCUACUACUUUUGCAGGUGCCAUGAGCCAAGAUGGGGAAAGACCAAGUACCUCCCAGGCACUACCCACAGAUGAUCUUUCAGACGGCACACCUCUAGAUAACAGGGCAAUUGUGUUGGUUCAGUUCUUGCUGCGCAAGUAUAAUUUGAAAGAGCCCAUAACAAAGGCAGACAUGCUGAAGUGUGUCACCAAAAAAUAUAAGAAGCAUUUUGAUGAGAUUCUCAAGAAGGCCUCUGACCUUAUGGUGCUGGCCUUUGGCAUAGAUGUGCAGGAAGUUGAUUCGAGCAGGCACCACUAUGCUCUCAUCAGCAAAUUGGGUCCUAGCUCUGAUGCAAGGCUAAGUGGUGAAGAGAUUAUGCCCAAGACUGGCUUCCUAAUGACUAUCUUGUGUGUGAUCUUCAUGAAGGGCAACCGUGCCUCUGAGGAUGAGAUCUGGGAAGUGCUUAAUGUAAUGGAGAUAUAUGAUGGAAGAAGGCAUUUUAUCUUUGGGGAUGCCAGGAAGCUCCUCACCCAAGAUUUAGUAAGGGAAGAGUACCUGGUGUAUCGGCGGGUGGCCAACAGUGAUCCUCCGCGCUUUGAAUUCCUGUGGGGUCCCAGAGCUCACGCAGAAACCAGUAAGAUGAAAGUCCUGGAGUUUUUGGCCAAGAUCCAUAACACAGUUCCCAGUGCCUUCCCAAUCUUGUAUGAAGAGGCUUUGAGGGAUGAGGAAGCGAGAACCCGAGCCAGAUUUGCAGCUAUGAUAAUCGCUAGUGCCCGAGUCGUUGCACUAUCCAGGGCCAAUUCCGGCAAUUUCUCCCAGCCCUAG
Molecule: messenger RNA, 2076 nt
Organism: Otolemur garnettii (small-eared galago)
Lineage: Eukaryota; Metazoa; Chordata; Mammalia; Primates; Galagidae
Exons: 2
Coding region: 1-2076 (691 amino acids)
Biological process (GO): negative regulation of transcription by RNA polymerase II
Cellular component (GO): nucleus
Source: RefSeq, a predicted model, not a curated record